AUGUUUGUUACUUACCCGCAUUUGGCAAAUCAAUCUAGUUGGUGCGAUAGAGAAAUGGCCUUCUGCCUCUUCAUUUUCUCUAUUUUUUCAAGCUUGCCUUGUGGCAAUGGGAAACUACAACUUCAAAAUGAUGACUGUCAAAGUGGACUUUAUUGCAACGAAAGAGAAGAGAAUAUGCCAAUUUGUCCAGCAGGCUUUUUCUGCCCUGAAGGAAGCAUUACACCAGUUCCAUGUCCGCCUGGGACUUUUCGUUCAGAAAGAGCAGCACUGGUAUCGCACAGCUGCUUGCCAUGCCCAGUGGAUUUCUUCAAUCCCAUGCCCGGCCAAAAUGCAUGUCUUCCAUGUGGCUCAGAGGCAAUGCAGCCUGCAGAAGGGCAAGAGACAUGCAUCUGUCUUGGGAAAGGCCAGGUGUUUCAGCCCCGUGAUGCUCACUGCACAUGCCCUCCAGGUUAUUGGAGGUCCUUAAAUGAUGGAAGACACUGUGUCAGACAAGCUUAUGAUAUUUGUCGAGAUUCAGCUUCGCGAAAUCAGGAAGGACAGUGUUUAACCAAGGAAGGAUGGGUUCAUUAUUGCUCAGAGAAGGUUUGCACUGUCCCCAGAGAUUAUCAAGGAUAUGAUAAGGUUCUUGGCCUCUGCAUUUGUCAAACUGACAGUCUGGAGAGUGUGUGUAACUCUCAGUGCAGAAGACAACAAAGAGAUAUUCUGCAGGUCACCUGUACAGACAAAAAUGCUCAGCUUUUUGUCACUUAUAGAAAUGGGAGCAAGAUUGCUGUUUUCUUAGAAGAAUUAAGAAGAGUUCUACUGAGACCAUAUUUCUCUUUAAAAGACACCUGCACUUCAGAACAAAGCAAAUAUACCCAUCCAGCAUUCGUUGUGAAAAUGAGUGGAAAAGGAUUUUUAGGGGUGUAUGAUCCUGACCCACAACUAUUCCACAACUUCAUGCUAAAUGAGGCUUCAUCACAUAACAAGAAUCGGCCUUCUUCAGCAAUAGAUUCAGGUAAGUUCUCCCAUAAAGCUCCAAAGCACGUAUUCAAUACAGCUUCUCUAAGAUUUAAUUGUGCUUUGUCCCAUCAACCAUCUGCAGCACUGGCUUAACCAGAAAAUAACAAUGGUUAAAUCAAACAGACCUCACCAUCUUCAAACUCCUGGAGAAACCAUUCACACUGAGCAA
This is a messenger RNA of Pezoporus flaviventris, 1171 nucleotides long. RefSeq lists its product as uncharacterized. The transcript has 6 exons. Bases 1 to 1095 code for a protein of 364 amino acids. NCBI's taxonomy places the organism in Eukaryota, Metazoa, Chordata, Aves, Psittaciformes, Psittacidae. The record is from RefSeq and is a predicted model, not a curated record.